UUCGAUCAACCUGUAAAGUGUCAAACCAUAACUAUCCAGGAUUUAUUAUUUUUCUUAGUCUUACCAAAACAGGUUAGGCAAUUAGGUUCUUCAAUUUCUCAAUCGACAUACUAAUUAUAAUAUCUAUGUCCUUUCCCUUCUGGGUGGUUGAGAAAAGAUAAGAUCUUGAUUAGGAUAUAUACAAAUAAAUUUUUACCCUUCUGGGUGGGUUUUUGUGGUAAGAGAAUAAAGAGACCAGAGUACCACUCUAACACACCAUGUAAAGAUCCACUCGAGGUUUCUCUCGCCUGAAACUUUAUUUCUAGGGUUUCCUUUGCUUUUCCACUGUACUACUCUUCAUAUCUCUAAUUUGUGUUUAGUUUCCUUUCCAGUUCCUAUGUUGCCAUUGGCUGUUUAAAAUCUUCGAUAUAUUCGUUUUUUGUUUCUUCUAAAUCUACAAUAUAUAGUUGCUGUGCAAUAGUUCUGUAAACUAUCUCUUGGCCUUGGAUUUCUGCUGGGAGCAAGCGCUGGAUUUGCUGGAGUUUUGUCUUGUAGUUGGACAUGGCGAAAGUGAGAGGAAAGAUUCAAAUGAAGAGGAUCGAAAAUGUCAAAAGCCGACAAGUGACUUUCUCCAAGCGUAGAAACGGGCUUCUGAAGAAAGCUUAUGAGCUAUCUGUUCUAUGCGAUGCAGAAGUUGCUGUGAUGAUUUUUUCACAGGAAGGAAGGCUAUCUGAGUUCGCAAGUAAAGACAUGCAAAAGACAGUAGAACGGUACCGUAAAAGUGCAAAAGAAAUGCAAGUUGACAGUGUUGAUAGAGAGCAAAUUCAGGUUAUGCAAGUUGACAGCGUUGAUAGAGAGCAAAUUCAGGUUAUGCAAGUUGACAGUGUUGAUAGAGAGCAAAUUCAGCAACUAAUGUGCGAAUCAGCAGAGAUGGUGAAGCAGAUUGAACGACUUGAAAUUUUGCAACGGAAGCUUUUGGGACGAUGUUCAGGUUCAUGUUGUCUUGAAGAAGUCCAAGAUAUAGAAGAACAGCUAGAGAAAAGCUUAAACAUUAUCAGGGCAAGAAGGGAUGAAUUGUUCAAGGAGAACCUAGAGCAACUCAAGGCGAAGGAAAAGCUCCUGUUAGAAGAGAACGCAAGUUUACGUGAAAAGUGUGGUGAGAAGAAAUGGCCAAAUCCAAUUGAACAGAAACAAGCUGUGAAGGACUUGAACUUAAGCGAUAAGAAUUCAGAGGUGGAUACUGAAUUGUUCAUUGGACUUCCAGAAAUGCACUGUUCGUAGCUGUUUUAACCCUACCUAUUAGUAUUUACUAUUCUUCAAUGUUCAAUAAUCAUUUGCAUCUCAUUGUGGGUUUUCCUCAAUGGACUUCAUAGCAGUUUUAUCUUUGUAAGUCUGUUUUAAGUUGCAGCAUUGUAAUAUUAUCAUUGGACUGAACUAUCUUUGAAUAAAAUAAAAUAAAAAAAUCAAUAAUCUCAUUGAUUAUUCA
Messenger RNA from Jatropha curcas, 1465 nucleotides. NCBI's taxonomy places the organism in Eukaryota, Viridiplantae, Streptophyta, Magnoliopsida, Malpighiales, Euphorbiaceae. The record is from RefSeq and is a predicted model, not a curated record.